CCCGCCGAUUGGAGCGGGCGGCCGUCCGUCAGCGGGCGCAGGGCAGCACGUUGCGCUGCGCGGUGACGUCACCGACAGCGGCGGCCAUCUCGGCGGUCGGUUGGGAGCGCAGGCGGGCGGUCGGUCGCGUUUUAUUUUUUUAAUCGAAAAAUCGAUUUAUUUUUCUUUCUACGUUGUUUUUAAAACGUUUAAAUCGCUCGGAAAGGUACGCGGGGGUUACAUUAGAUAGAGCGGGUGCAUCCGAGCGCCCUUCGCCAUGUCAGAGAACCGCGAACUGGAGGCGCAGGCUGAGGAGACCGGCGAAGAGAAACAGGACACGCAAGAGAAAGGAGCAAUGAGCCCGGAAAAGGCCGAGGAAGUCAAGCUAAAAGCCAAGUACCCGGUUCUGGGAUUAAGACCAGGAGGCUCUGAGUUCCUGAUGAAGCGGCUGCAGAAAGGGAAGUACUUCGACUCCGGGGAUUACAACAUGGCCAAAGCAAAGAUGAAGAACAAACAGCCCCCGAGCAGUGGGGCGGACAAGAACCUGGUCACGGGAGACCACAUCCCAACGCCGGAGGACCUGCCGCAGAGGAAGUCCUCGCUGGUCACCAGCAAACUGGCAGGCUGAGACUACCGAGCCACCGCGCGGGUUCUGACUGGGGCGGACCUUAACCGACACAUCUGACGGAGGGGGGGGUGGUGGGGGU
Molecule: messenger RNA, 686 nt
Organism: Pristis pectinata (smalltooth sawfish)
Lineage: Eukaryota; Metazoa; Chordata; Chondrichthyes; Rhinopristiformes; Pristidae
Gene: ensab
Product: endosulfine alpha b
Exons: 3
Coding region: 257-607 (116 amino acids)
Cellular component (GO): cytoplasm
Molecular function (GO): protein phosphatase inhibitor activity
Source: RefSeq, a predicted model, not a curated record